Peronospora farinosa is the source of this 1467-nucleotide messenger RNA. The record is from the annotation of a GenBank genome assembly. Lineage: Eukaryota; Oomycota; Peronosporomycetes; Peronosporales; Peronosporaceae.
AUGACGGCGGCUGAGAUGGAGACGAAAAGCAAGAAGAAAAAAUUAAAAGCUGUAAAUGAUUCUAUUAUUGAUGGAAAAGAUCUUAUUGUGCCAGAGAAUCAUACCCCUGCAUUAGACACGAGUAAAUGGCCAUUAUUGCUCAAGAAUUAUCAUCAGCUGAAUGUACGCACGGGGCACUAUACGCCCAUUGCAUGCAGUUCCAGUCCAUUGAAGCGCAAUAUUAGUGACUAUGUACGCUAUGGUGUCAUUAAUUUGGAUAAACCAGCCAAUCCAUCGUCUCAUGAAGUAGUCGCAUGGAUUCGUCGUAUUUUGCGUGUCGACAAGACGGGACACUCGGGUACAUUGGAUCCAAAGGUUACAGGCUGUUUGAUUGUAUGUGUCGAUCGUGCAACACGUCUAGUCAAAGCGCAACAGGGUGCUGGUAAAGAAUACGUUGCCGUUGUUCGUCUUCAUAGUGCUAUCGAGAGUCAAGCAAAACUUGCUCGUGGAAUUGAGACGUUGACUGGAGCUUUGUUUCAACGUCCUCCACUCAUUUCGGCUGUUAAGCGUCAAUUACGUAUUCGUACAAUUUAUGCUUCAAAGCUUAUUGAAUAUGAUGAAGAAAGACAUUUGGGUGUCUUUCAUGUGAGCUGUGAAGCAGGCACGUACAUUCGUACCUUGUGUGUACAUUUGGGACUAGUACUGGGAGUGGGUGGUCACAUGCAGGAACUACGUCGUGUACGCUCUGGUGUAUUGGGAGAAAACGAUGCAAUGGUGACAAUGCAUGACGUGUUGGAUGCACAGUUUCAGUACGACACAUACAAAGACGAAUCGUAUUUGCGUCGUAUUGUCCGACCACUUGAAGUUCUGCUGACAACGUACAAACGUAUUGUUGUUAAGGAUAGUUCGGUGAAUGCUAUUUGCUAUGGAGCUAAGUUUAUGAUUCCAGGAUUGCUGCGUUUCGCAGACGAUAUUGAUGUAGGUGAAGAAGUUGUGUUGAUGACGACCAAGGGAGAAGCUAUUGCUGUAGCUAUUGCUCAAAUGACGACGGCUGUGAUGGCAACUUGUGAUCAUGGAGUAGUUGCGAAGAUCAAACGUGUUAUUAUGGAACGUGACACGUAUCCGCGUCGUUGGGGAUUGGGACCGAUGGCUCAGAAGGUUAAAGGUCUGGUUAAGGAAGGCAAGAUUGGCAAGUAUGGUAAAGUCAACGAGAACACGCCGGCUGAUGUGUCGGAACUGUACAUCAAGGACGACGACAAGAAACUGUUGAUAGAGGAAGUGACAAAGGAGGAGGAGAAGGAUUCGGAGACGGAUGAGCCGCCUAAGAAAAAGGAGAAGAAGUUGAAGAAGGAGAAAAAAGAGAAGAAGCACAAGCACAAGCGUGACGCUGGAGAAGCAGAGGUUACUGAAGCUGGUGCCUCGCCUGAGAAGAAGAAGUCGAAGAAAAAGUCCAAGAAGAAAUCCAAGGAGACAAGCGACUCGGAAUAG